Arvicola amphibius (Eurasian water vole) is the source of this 636-nucleotide messenger RNA. It is a transcript of the gene Rnf222, whose product is annotated as ring finger protein 222. NCBI's taxonomy places the organism in Eukaryota, Metazoa, Chordata, Mammalia, Rodentia, Cricetidae. The transcript has a single exon. The coding region runs from base 1 to 636 and encodes 211 amino acids. The record is from RefSeq and is a predicted model, not a curated record.
AUGUCAGAAGGGGAGAGCAAGGACAGCUCGGGCAGCGAGUGCCCCGUGUGCUAUGAGAAGUUCCGGGAUCUGGAGGGCGCCAGCCGGACCCUGAGCUGCGGCCAUGUGUUCUGUCAUGACUGCUUGGUCAAGUACCUGCUCUCUACCCGGGUGGAUGGACAGGUGCAGAGGACUAUUGUCUGCCCCAUCUGCCGCUACGUCACCUUCCUCAGCAAGAAGAGCUCCCGCUGGCCCUCCAUGCUGGAUAAGAGCUCCCAGACCCUGACGGUGCCCGUGGGCCUGCCCUCCGUGCCUUCACCAGACCGUGGGGGCCACACAAACCCCCUGGCUGUCUCCCAGCAGGUCUGGAGACAAUCAUCAAGCCAGGGGACUCAGCUCCCCUUGGACCUGCUGCCCACCCUACCCCGGGAGUCACAGGUCUUCAUCAUCAGUCGCCAUGGGAUGCCACUGGGUGAACAAGACAGUGUGCUGCCCCGACGCAGCCUGGCCGAGAUCUCUGAGGCAUCCCCAGCUCCCAGCACCACCCGCUCCUUCUGCUGCCGCUCGCGGGCCCUUCUGCUCAUCACCCUCAUUGCCGUGGUGGCUGUGGUAGCUGCCAUCCUGCCCUGGGUACUGCUGGUGAGAAAGCAGGCAUGA